AUGUUGCACUCAAGACACAGAUCAAUAGCUAAAAUGUCAAGGUCACGCUUAGAGAUUUAAGGUCUAAAAUUGGUACAAUGGACUUUGUCCGGACUCUAACUUCCUUAUAGAUUAGAAUAUUUUGUCAUGUGCAAAGUGCUUCAUGCAUUUCCAUAUGGUGUCAUCCUGGAAAUAAUUGUACAAAGGACAGUGAGAUAAAUGAGUUUCUUUGUACUUGUAUUGCUUUAGGUUGCUGAGCAAAGCUGUUGCUGAGGCUUCCUUGUGUGGCCCUGAGGGAAACAUAAUCUUCGCCCAUGAUGGUGAAAAGCUUGAGCGCAUGACAUUUGAAAUGUAUGGUAAAUUGACAGCAUACAAUGUCCUUACUGGUGGACCAGGCCUACCGAUGAUCAACACCAUGCUGUACUCCUUAAUGACUGACCAGGGCAUAAAACCCCAUGUAGACAUUCUUACGCUUUCCCAGACCAAGGAAAUUUAUCGCAUUAAGGAGAUCCUGGACAGCCCAGACGAUGAGAGAUUUAAGUCGGUUAUCGACAAACAUGCUGACUGGAUUAUUGAUCAAGGCUUACUUCAUACAAAAACAAAAUUGGAGAAGAAAGAUAAAAUAGCUACAUACCUGCUGAAAAACAUACUUUACUACAGGUAUACGUUGAUGUAUUUUACUGGUGUAUAA
This is a messenger RNA of Mercenaria mercenaria, 670 nucleotides long. RefSeq lists its product as uncharacterized. NCBI's taxonomy places the organism in Eukaryota, Metazoa, Mollusca, Bivalvia, Venerida, Veneridae. The record is from RefSeq and is a predicted model, not a curated record. The transcript is spliced from 2 exons. The coding region runs from base 317 to 670 and encodes 117 amino acids.